AUGCAGCAAACCUCGCCCUCCCAGGAGACACAGAACCUCCUCGCGCGCUUGUCCCAGCGACCCGGCGUCCAGAGCACCCUCAUCCUCUCCCGCGACACGGGAGCCAUCGUCCGCUCGUCUGGCUUGGUCACGGCAGAGGAUAUCAGCGAAGAGGGCGCAGCUGCUGUGCCUACAAACGGGACAUACGUGAAUGGUACGAGUGACGAGGUCAAAACGAAAGGCACUAGAAAUGCCGAGGAGGUUGCACGGCUGGUGUACGAUUUCGUCAAGAGCGCUGGCAACAUGAUUGAGGAGCUCAAUGGCGAGAACGACGAGUCAAAGCUGCUGCGAGUGAGGACGAAGAAGAACGAGCUGGUUGUCGUGCCUGAUGCCAAGUUCUUGCUAGUUGUCAUUCACAGCACACCACCAGCGUGA
This is a messenger RNA of Saxophila tyrrhenica, 414 nucleotides long. RefSeq lists its product as uncharacterized. Bases 1 to 414 code for a protein of 137 amino acids. Lineage: Eukaryota; Fungi; Ascomycota; Dothideomycetes; Mycosphaerellales; Extremaceae. Gene Ontology annotation, molecular function: dynein intermediate chain binding. The record is from RefSeq and is a predicted model, not a curated record. Gene Ontology annotation, cellular component: cytoplasmic dynein complex; cytoplasm. Gene Ontology annotation, biological process: microtubule-based movement. The transcript has 2 exons.